GCAGACAUGGACAAUCGAUGACAGAUAAACUUUCCAAAUGUUUUUUUUAUAGGUUAUGUGUUGUUUCUUUCAAGAUUGAAGAUUUUUUUCAUAACAUGAUUAAGACAAUGUAAUAGAUGAUAUAUGCUAAAGAUAAAAGUAAUAUGUCAAGAAAAAUACCACGUAUAUAAAACUAUCGAUGAGUAUUCUCUAUUGCUCCUGCCUUAGCACACAUUAUUAAUUGUAGACACUACACAUACAACUGAGACUCUCCAUAUGGCUCUUUUCAACAUGAAAUCCUCCUCCUACAGCUUGGAAGAAAUCCAGCAACGGAUAGAUGAAGUCAAGCGGUUUCUGUCUGUAACCCUUAGCAUCUCUAAUGCUCACACUGUAGAGUUCUACACUCACGACGUGUGGAAGCGGUUCAUGGCGGUCUCACCGGAAGAUGUGUUGUCAGCUGUGAGCUCGGGCAGCGACCAGCAGAGGGCGCCAGAGUCAGAAGAAACAGAGCAAUCCACAACCACAUUUGGGUUUUGCAUUGAUUCGAACCAGCUGGUUGAUACCCAUGAACUUCUACAGGCAGCCAAGGCCCACUCUAUCCCCGGCCUUGGAGUCUGUGCGAGUAGGGAUGAGCUACUGCUGCACCUCAGAGGCAACGAGUUCGAGUCUGGCUCCCAACCAGCAGAGACGGAACUAGAGCCAGAUGAGUUUAUGAACUCCAAGAAAUCCCAUGAAGUUCAGUCCAUGUCGGAUGUCGUGGCCGGUUUGGCAAAGCAUUGUGGAGUCAAACAGGUGAUAGAUGUAGGCUCAGGUAAGGGAUACCUGAGCUCCUUUCUGUCUCUGCGAUACGGCCUCCGAGUUUACGGCAUUGACUCCUCCAGCACUAACACCCAUGGUGCUCAGGAGAGGAACAGGAAGCUAAAGAAGUUCUCCCGGGCGUACCAGAAGCACACAAAAGGAGCAGGGACACACUCCGAAGCUGCACGCUCACUUCAAGAGGACACAGUGACUCUAAAUUCAGAGCUGGGAAGCAACAAGGAUGUUUUGCACGGUGAAGCAGCAGGAAAUAUUUCACAGGAAGCGAUAUUGUCAGUCAGCUCUUCAGAUGUCAGUGCACCAGUGGAAACAGAGUCGGAGCGGAAUCCAGAAACAGAGGAGCUCUUCCUUAGUGCUUUGUCAGCAGAUCUGAUACAGCUUGCAUCCCCCAGAGUUCCCCCAGGUCAACUCAGUUCUGAGGAGAGGGAGAGGAGGAAGAGGGAGAACUUGGAGAGAAAGGCUGAGAGCAGAGGGGAUGGCGCCGGCGCCCUGUUUUCCCCGCUCACGUCUUAUGUCACCGCAGAAACCGAGCUGCGAGAGCUCAUCACCGAGCUGCAGCAUGCCGUCCUGGUGGGCCUGCACACGUGUGGAGACCUGGCUCCCAGCACGCUCAGGAUGUUCGCGGCUAAACCAGAGCUGGCCGCGGUGUGCAGUGUGGGCUGCUGCUAUCACCUUCUGUCAGAGGAGUUUGACCCUGCCGGACCGGGGUGUUUGCACAGCGCGUGCGGUUUCCCUCUGAGUCAGUACCUCCGCCAGCAGGCCUGGUUCUGCGGCCGAAACGCCAGGAUGUCAGCAUGUUUGGCACUGGAGAGAGUUUCCCUCGGCCAGGGGAUUCAGAUGGAGUCUCUGUUCUACAGAGCAGUCCUUCAUGUGAUCCUGAGGGACCACUACAGCUCCUUUAAAAGCGAAAAGCGAGUCGGAAAUGUUUACUCCAAGGCAAAAUCCUUUGUGGACUACGUUCGACGAGCCCUGCGCAGACUGGAACUGGAUGAAUCAAAGCUUUCCGAUGGCGACAUCCAGGACUACCACGACAUGUACAGAGAGCGAAUGGACGAGAUGCACGCCUUUAACAUGCUGAAGGUGAGCCUCGCUCCCUGUAUUGAAGGUCUGAUUCUCCUGGAUCGCCUCUGCUACCUGAAGGAACAGGAGGACGUGUUGUUUUCCGGGCUGGUGCAGCUGUUCGACCCCCUGCUCUCACCGAGAUGCUACGCAGUAGUCGGACUCAAGAGCGGUGGAAAGAGAGCAGCAAAGUGAGAAACGUGUCCAUAACGGACUGAUGCUGCGUUCAUUUUGUGCUUCAAUGUAUGUGAGACCAACCGUUCAAAUAACAAUGUAUUAUGCUGUAUUCAUACCUAUUCACUGUAAUCAGAUAUGAGUUUAUCUCAUCGUGUCAUUAGUUCAAUUGUCCCUUUUUUUCUAAAUUUCUUGUUUUUUAUAUAUAUAU
Molecule: messenger RNA, 2239 nt
Organism: Menidia menidia (Atlantic silverside)
Lineage: Eukaryota; Metazoa; Chordata; Actinopteri; Atheriniformes; Atherinopsidae
Source: the annotation of a GenBank genome assembly